This is a messenger RNA of Procambarus clarkii (red swamp crayfish), 5676 nucleotides long. NCBI's taxonomy places the organism in Eukaryota, Metazoa, Arthropoda, Malacostraca, Decapoda, Cambaridae. The record is from RefSeq and is a predicted model, not a curated record.
AUCACCCUAGUUUAGUUUGAUUACGGCUGUUACGAGGCUGACGGGGACCUGUGAGUGCCCGAGUGUUUGUCACAGUAGAUCCUGCUCCAGCACACACAGCAGCACUGGAGAGCAAGGUUACCCUCGAGGAGCUACCAGGCAUCCACGUCACCAUGGAUCUCAACCAUAUCGCGGAUAAAGAACAUUACACCAGUGACUUUGGGAAUUAUACCUACAAUCUGCGGCCAGACUUUCCGCUAGGAGUAGUACUGCUGGACUUGGACGAGAAGGAGGUUCCUCGCAUCGCCACUCGGGUAGUGGAUAAGCUCAUCUCCUACGACCAGGUGCCCAUCGACCAGCGUGAGGCCGUUAUACGCAUCCUCUUGCACAAACACAAUUCCUCCCAGGAAACAAGCAGCACCGAAGAAAAGCCAAAUUUGGGUGGUCGGCGGCGUUCAUCUGUUCGCAAGCUGCCAGUACCCAAUAAUUUCCCUCAGACCGAUGGAGGCAACACUACCGAUGAACCUAAUGGUGUGGUGUCCAAUGGCACAAUCCCAAAGGACCUGAAAAGUUGCGCUCGUCACAACUCGUUCACUGAGGUAAGCAAGAUCGAAAUAGAUGAGAAUGUGUUGUUCAAGAAUAAGGAGGCCAAGAAGAAGAGUGUGUCCGAGGGCGGGGAGAUGACAGCGGUGAUGGCUGGUGGCGUGAGCUUCCUUGAGAGCCCCAUCCUCGCCUUCGUCAGGCUGUCUGAAGGCGUCGUGCUACAGGAUCUUAUAGAAGUUUCCAUGCCUGUAAGGUUCAUAUUUGUCCUCCUUGGACCCUUCCACGACGAGAAGGACUACCACGAGAUUGGUCAUUCCAUCUCCACCCUGAUGGCCAGUAAGGUGUUCCGCGAGGCAGCGUACACGGCCAACACCCGGGAUAAAAUACUUAUAGCAGCUAAUGAGGUUUUACCUCCUGUCUCGUGGACAGCAAACAUGAAUGGCAUGGAUGUCGCUCAGAUCAUGAAGAAGAGAGAGAGCAUCAUGAUGAAGAGCGCUCAGUGUGAAGAAGCUGCAGCUGCAGCCGCAGCAGCAAUGGCGGCAGCUUCUCCGGGAGAGGGCGAUGACGGAGACAAGAAACCUCCAACACGAGACCCUCUUAUUCGUAUAGGGAAGCCUUUCUAUGGCUUGUACCUGGACAUACGGGACCGCUACCCCAAGUACCCCUCCGACAUUAUAGACGGCUUCAGCGGACAGGUGGCGGCGGCAACCAUCUUCAUCUUCUUUGCUGCCCUCUCACCCGCCAUCACCUUUGGUGGCAUGUAUGGUGACAUGAUGGAUAACUACAUUGGAGUCGGAGAAUGUCUCCUCAUGUCUUCUGUGAAUGGCGCCAUCUUUGCCCUUUUUGCCGCGCAGCCCUUGCUUAUUGUGGGCGCGACGGGUCCUCUCAUGGUCUUUGACAUGAGUCUCUACCAAUUCGCCAAGACGAAUGAACUUGAUUUCCUGGCCAUGAGAGUGUGGAUUGGCUUGUGGAUGACUAUUAUUGGCCUGCUGGUCUCCGCAACUGAGGCUGUCGCCCUGGUGAGGAAGUUCACCAGGUUCACCGAGGAGAUCUUCGCCACGCUGGUCUGUCUCAUCUUCAUCUAUGAAGCCGUCUCCAAGACGGCAGGCAUCUUCGUGUCUCACCCGCUUCUUGAGGAGUACGGGUGUGGCGAUGACAUCCUUCCUUCGCCAUUGACAACUAUGGACGACUUCAUGAACGGUACAGAGAUGAGCAUCAAUGGCACCGCCGAAGUCCUUCCUGUGAAAAAGAAGAUAAUCCCCCAGCCCAACACCGCCCUCCUCUCCCUCAUCCUCAUGCUGGGGACCUUUGUCAUCGCCAUUAAGCUCAAGUACUUCCGUAACUCCAAGUACUUAGGAAGAAGUGCACGCCGAGCUCUGGGAGACUUUGGUGUGCCCAUCGCCAUUGUUCUCAUGGUGGCAUUGGACUACGUCAUCAAACACACGUACACCGACAAGCUGACAAUGCCUGAAGGCAUACAGCCCUCCAACCCUAAAAUCCGCGGCUGGUUUAUUAACCCGUUCGGGCAGGAGAAACCGCUUCCAGUGUGGUGCAUGUUCGCUGGAGCCCCCGCCUCCAUCCUCGUCUUCUUCCUCGUCUUCCUCGAAGAAAACAUCUGCCAUCUGAUUUUGAGCAAGCCAGAGCGGAAGCUGGUCAAAGGAACAGGUUUCCAUUGGGAUCUUUUGCUUUCGUGCUUCAUCAACUUCCUCUCCGGCCUCCUGGGAGCUCCGUACAUGGGCCCUGCCUGUGUUCGGACCGUGGCCCACGCCUCCGCCCUCACCGUCACAGCUCCAGGACCCAACCCUGGUGAUCCGCCUCAGAUUGCAGGUGUCAGAGAACAGAGAGUAAGCAGUCUCGUGGUAUCCAUUUUGGUAGGGUUGGCUGUCCUUCUCUCAGACGCCCUGAACCUGGUGCCAAAGGCAGUGUUGUUUGGUGUCUUCCUCUACAUGGGUAUUGCCUCCACUGCUGGCAUUCAUUUCCUGGAGAGGACCGUUCUCAUGUUCAUGCCAGUCAAGUAUCACCCUGAUAUGCCUUACGUUAAGAAGGUUCGCACACUGAAGAUGCAUAUCUUCACCGUGAUACAGUUGACGGCGCUGGGCGUGUGUUGGGGCGUGAAAGAGUCUCCAGCAGCCCUGGCUCUGCCCUUCGUCCUCAUACUCCUCAUCCCUAUUAGGCUCUAUCUUCUACCCUUCAUUUUCACCAAACCCGAGCUCAGUGCUCUCGAUGGCACAGAAGCCAUGAAGACCGACGAUACUGAUGAACCAGACUUUUAUGAAGCUCAGCACGCGCUCCCGACAGACGCUGACCACGACCACCAGAGCUGAGGCACCGCGGGACGUGCUCGUCACCAGAGCUGAGGCAGAGCGGGACGUGCUCAUCGCCAGAGCUGAGGCAGAGCGGGAUGUGUUGAUCGCCAGUGCUGAGGCAGAGCGGGACGUGUUGAUCACUUUGCUUGCCCAGUCACUUACCCGUGUACUGCUGCCUCUGCUUUGUGUACAUACCUUAUAAACCCAAGUUUUAAUUUUAUGGUAGUGUCUACAUUCAAUUAACAACAAAAUAUCCAGUUGUGUACGAGGAAAUUUAGAUUAAUUUUACACCAUUUAUGUAAGAUCCAGUAAGUGGUAGCAAUAAUAUUACGAUUUACGGUUUCAUAGUUUAUUUUUACACUCCAGACGUGAGAGGUACAACCAUGGCAACCCGUCCUCUUGAAUAGUGCAUCCCAUUCUAACGUAUAAUGCCCCCCCCCCCCAAAGGCCAAUAACUGAUGUACUAAAAAUUACCGAGGCUGGCAAAAUUGACGUGAUGUUCCGUUUUCUAUUCGCGGGUCCUCUUGUUAAGUAAGGUUCGGCCAAUUUAAUACAUCAGUUUAGUGACGUUGUGAAUACUUGAGAGGACGGACUGCAACCCCCAAGUUAGAAAAUGGCUGAUCAACUUAUCCAUAGAAACAAAUCUAUAUUCAUAUUUAAACAGACUUUGUUACAGUUUUACUUACAUAAAUCAAGCAUUUGUUUGUUACUAUUAAUAGAUCAUUAUUAGUGAGUAUAGCGCUUUAGAACAAGAGUAAUACUGGUAUUACCACUUCACUUAGUCUUAAGUACUGUAAAUACUCACGUGUGUCAAUGAUUUAGUGUGUACCUGAUCUCACGAAUUUCAAUCUGGCUUAAUAUAAACAAAUUAAAUUGCAUCUUUGGUUUGAGUUGUGUAUUUACAUUUUGUUCUAGCAGUUAUCCAAGUCUAAGGAAGAGUUGGUGGUGUGUGCUGCCACAAACGUGUAGGCUUUCACGCUCGCGAUCAGCAAUAUAUAAUUCACAAUGAAUGAUGCAAUUGCAAUGCUUUCGAGCUUUAUCUAGUCUAAAGAACAUGUUUAUUGGUAGAAAAGGUGGCUGUUUGUAUUGUAUGUUUAUUUGUUUUGAGAUGAUGUAUAUAAUGUACUUUGCAGGGACAGUUUGUUCGUUUAGUGUGUGAAUGUUAAUGAAUGUCCUAUUGUUUACAAUGGACUCUUUAUCUUGACCUCUUGGUUCUGACCAUCUUACCUCUCACCGUUCACUGUCUCUCGCGGCUAACGUAACCAACUGACAGGAGGGAACAUCCCCAUACACUUGGCUCCAAUUGUUGUCUGAAUUGAAUAUUUGGUACACUGGUAAAUCAGUGUCAGAGAGAGGAAGCCUGUGAGGAUUUUAAUUAUGCCCUUAGCCAUUGCCUGCUAUCCGUAUGUCACCCAUCCAGUGCUGGCGAGGCCUACUGUGUUUGAACGUGACUGACCAAGUGACUUGCACAAAUCAUAAACUAUGUUACACAUUUAGUGCACAUAAACAUAUAAAAAAUGACUCAACGUGCGACUUCUAUUUAAAGAGUAAUUUUUGUUUUUACACAAGGCAGAAGGCUUCUGACUCUUGUCAUCAAUCUUAAGAGUUGUUCUUUGAAUAUAUCAUUUAAACCUACUAGUUUUCCCUGAAACGCGACCCGCCAAUAUGCUUACAACUAAAUCCUUAUUUACUACUGGAUGCACAGGGGCACACAGCUAAGGUUCAGUGCCCCAGUUGACCCUCCCCACGCGAAGGUCGAAUUCGGCCGUAAUUGCUUGCGCGCGCUCUACUCCCAUACCACAACUCCCUAAAGGCAGAUGAUGGGAAGACUAUAUCUGCCAAAAUGACCUAAAGCGCAAUCGGUUCACAACCUAUUACUCCCGGGUUCGAUUUCCGGAAAGGACGAACGUCCUUUAUGAACGUCUAAAGCCUCCGUCCACCCAGCAGCAAAUAAGUUGCCAGAGGUAGGCGACUGUUGUUUUCAUUGUUGCCGUCGGAGGCGGCUAGUUUAUUGUGCACCCUAUACUCAUCAUGUUAGCAGUAGCGCAAAGAGCAUUACAGAGGGCACGAAAGGUCUUUAUCAGACCUCAACGGAGAUUAUUACACUGUUGUGGGGGGUUACAUCCUGGGGUAUGGUCAGUCGUUAGUCAGGAGGACAGACAGUAGAAACACAUACUUGUCAGCUUCGGGUUUAGGCUCCGUAUGGAAAACAACACUCAAUAGACCACAAAAAAAUAGAAGCAAGUUUAAGCUAAAUUUAAUACGAGGCUGGUUAGCAUGACAGCAUCUAUGGAAGUGACAAGCAUAAUAUGUUUCUAUACAUAUAAUUGUAUCAAUGUGAUAGAAAGGUACCUUGCGAAGAAACUUUCUUAAUGACUUGUGAUCUUGUCGUGAAUGAGUUUUGGGUGAAAAUAUAAGAUUUGCAGUGUGUUUAUUUAUUACUUUUAAGAUUCAAAUACAAUAAACCUUUCCUGAAGGAUCAAAAGAUGAAAAGGAGCUAAAGACCAAGAUUAAAUAGCUUAGCGCAACAUAAUAUUAACACAUAAAUGUGUAUUAACACAUAUUUGUACUAUCUUCAAAAUACAGCCUAGCACCUAAGGUGGAAGAAGUUGGAUGUGGCGAAAGUUAUAUGUUAGGAAGAUACUGUAUUGUGAUUGGUCGUGUGAUAUUUUUAAUGUGUAAUUAUUUAAUAUCUAUAACAUUUUUUUGCUAUAGUACUGACUUCUUUCUUAUGGAUUGAUGUCUCCUCACUACAUGAAAGUGGAAAACGGGGUAAUGAUACGUAUUACAGAAUAUAUAUGUAUAUAUAUAUAUAUAUAUAUGUUUCAAAUAAAGCCUUUAUAUUACA